AUGAGCCGAAAUCCAUUACAUCUAAAAUCACUUCCUCGUUCCUAUGACAGGAAAACUGAUCGAGUUCAUAUCGACAUUAAUGCCCAAAAAAUCCGGAUUCACAAAAAAGAUAUCCGCCAUUAUCAUCCUGAAACUACAAGAGAAUCAUACGACCAAAAUUUUUUGCAACUUUCAGUAAUAGAGCCAGCUGAACAAAAUUCAAAUGAUUUAUUAGACGACUCUGCAAUUUUUGAGGCAUAUAAAAUAUUAACUCCAACUACAAACAAGCCAAAUACUGAAAAUUCAGUAAAAACUGCGCUCAGUUUAAAAUUGGGCAAGUGCAAAAUGAUGCCAUUUUUAAAGCCAACAUGAGACAAGCAGGAUUUAAAAAAAUUGGUGAAGACGUUAGAAAAAAAAGAGACUGGAAGAGUUCUGGUAUCUCCGCUUAUAUUUAAACAAAAUUGUGAGCAGAAAUCAUUAUGAUUUCAUAUACAGAUUAAACAGAGAAAGGUAGCCCAACUUUAA
Messenger RNA from Blepharisma stoltei, 504 nucleotides. The record is from the annotation of a GenBank genome assembly. Lineage: Eukaryota; Ciliophora; Heterotrichea; Heterotrichida; Blepharismidae.